This is a messenger RNA of Sesamum indicum (sesame), 1533 nucleotides long. RefSeq names its product TLD-domain containing nucleolar protein. The record is from RefSeq and is a predicted model, not a curated record. Lineage: Eukaryota; Viridiplantae; Streptophyta; Magnoliopsida; Lamiales; Pedaliaceae.
GAACAUAAAUAAUAAAACUUAGACUAUACUCGUUUGUUCCUAAUCCCCCACCCACUAUCAUUUGUUCUCAGACGAAAAGAGCUGAAGCCUGAGGGCAUAUUCUUGGAGUUGGGGGUGUUGAAGUUUUGGAGGUGAUGAAUGCAUGUCAGGAAAAGUUUACAGUAUGCGGAAAAGAUAGUGGGAACCUUAUCAUCAUCGUAAUCAGUAAAGAAUCCGAAGCAUAGAAGUAGCAGGAAAUGGGGAGAAAGCAGGAGCAAGAAGAGAAACAAGAACAAAAGCAGCAAUCCAAGUCACUGAGGAGUAAAGCAGUUCACUUUGUAUCUGAUCUAACCACUGUUUUGCUCAACCCCAUCUCUGAUAAACCCUCCAAGCCGCCUCCAAAGCCAUCUUCUCAUGAUGAUGUGAAUAACUCCGAGAACAGUCACUCAGAUAUAGAGGAGGGUUCGAAUGACUCUGUUGAUGGCCCUGAUACAUCAUCUUUUACGGCAUUUCUCUAUUCACUUUUAGCAUCCUCAGAAUCUCGGAGUAACUCUAACUUUGAAGAGAAAAUAGAUUCUGAUGACAAUCUGUUUAAGCCAUCAUCUGAGCCUACAGUAACAAGAGAGAAUGCCAAAAAGAAAAGUUUGUUCUCAAGGGGUAAACAAUCCCUUGGUAAAGCAUUCUAUCAAGCUGCUAAACUAGGUGGUUUUCGAAAUCAAGGCCCAAAAGGCAGUUCUGAUAUGGUAGUUGGCAAUGGAAGUAAUUCUAAGACAUCUGUGGAUGAAGGGAUUCCAAUGCAAACUUUGAAUGAGUCACUGUCUUCAGAAAAUCUUCCUGAAACUUCUGAACCAUCAUUGCUUCUCUCUGAAAAGACACGGAGUGUCCUUUAUGCUGCACUCCCUGUGAUUGUUCAGGGACGAAAAUGGAUGCUAUUAUACAGUACUUGGAGGCAUGGUAUAUCCCUUUCAACAUUAUACAGAAGAAGUAUGCUCUGGCCCGGCCUCAGCCUGCUGGUUGUUGGGGAUCGUAAUGGUGCAGUAUUUGGUGGCUUGGUUGAGGCACCUUUGAGACCAACAAAUAGGAGAAGGUAUCAGGGAUCAAACAGUUCGUUUGUCUUUACGAAUACCUCUGGUCAUCCUCUUAUAUUUCGUCCUACAGGCAUGAAUCGCUACUUUACCUUGUGCUCUACCGAUUAUUUGGCCAUGGGUGGUGGUGGUCAUUUUGCACUAUAUUUGGACGGAGAGCUAUCAAGUGGAUCAAGUUCAUCCUCAGAAACCUAUGGAAACCCUUGUUUGGCUCGCACAGAAGAUUUUGAUAUCAAGGAAGUUGAGCUGUGGGGUUUUGUAUAUGCUUCCAAGUUCGAUGAGAUGAUUGCUUUAUCACGAACAGAGGCACCAGGAAUCUGCCACUGGUAGAUAAUCUGUUGAUCAUGUGUCUGCUCUAACUCGGAACAAUAUAUCUCUGUAAAUAUUGACCAGAUGCGUUUUGAAGACAUUUUAUACAUGUACAGAGAUGUACUAUGUUGUAUAUAAAGCAUUGAGUUUUUGGCUAUUU